Chara braunii is the source of this 2012-nucleotide messenger RNA. NCBI's taxonomy places the organism in Eukaryota, Viridiplantae, Streptophyta, Charophyceae, Charales, Characeae. The record is from the annotation of a GenBank genome assembly.
GGGCACGAAAAUCUCAGAUCCAGCACUGACAAAUUCUCCAUCCUGGUACUCAGCAAAAACAUGAUGAUGGUGGUAUUCAAAGACGUCGACCAAGCAUCAAAUAUGAUCAACAGACUCACCACACUGAACUGCAAUGGAUCAGUGUGCUCACUGUCCCGCUGGAAACAAGAGACAGCACAGAAAGCAAUGAUCUCCCCAGCAACAGCGCAAAAACAGCGACUCAUGAGGGAUCAAUUAUGGGUCCAGUUUGAUAACAUCCCAAUCAGAGGGCAUCCACUGAUCAAGGACAGAUUGGAAGUGGAGUACCCAAACAACAAAGUGUUGAAAUGGGUACUUCCAACCCCGGAGUUUCUGGCCCCACACUGUGACUCUAUGACAACUGUUUUGGAAGUAAACACGGAUUCGAAUCCUGAAUUCCCGGAAGAAUGGGAAUUCUGCAUAGGGGAGGAGGCAUCCUCGGUCACAGUCUCAACGAAAGAUGCCCCCAUCUGCUUCAGGUGCAGAGAGAGAGGGCACUUGGGCACUGACCCAGCGUGCCCCAGAUCCCCCGAACACUCCAAAGAGAAAAAGCUAAGACAAAACAUGCUGGUGGAAGUCGAAGAGGCAAAGGGGAUAUGGUUCGUCAACGACCAGGAUUACAACGGAUGGGUCUUCGACGACACCAUCGACGAUCCGAAAUGGAUCUGGACUUACAACACGAACCCGUCAACGAAACAGCCAGACAUUUUCCCGCCCUCAGAUAGCAGAUGGCACGCAAUGGGAGCAAAGAAAGUAACAGGUAUCCCAGGCAAAAUUCACAAGGAUCAGAUCAUCGACCCACGGGCGAUCAAGGAAGAGAAGAAACACGAAGAUCUGUUGUGGGACAUGGAGACAAUCAGGACAAAGACAGCAGAAACGUGCCAGAACACUAACCUUGAUAACAACACCCUGCUGCAGGAAGCAAAACACCGCCAACCCAAACCAGAGCUCCCCAUGCACUCAAGCGGAACGCCUCUCCCUCCGCCAAGAUCUGUCAUGAGGACAGGGCAGGAAAGAAGAGGAGGGCAACAGAGGGGAGCACAGGGAAGGGACAAGAGACCAAGGGGGCCCCCCAAAGACGAAGCUGGCAGCAAGAACGAACAGCGCAGACUCACGCAGGAGAUUGCAACAGUCGCAGCUCAGACGAAGAGACUGUUCGACCAGAACCAGGACUACAAAAGGGAGCAAGGCGAGAAGUUUGUCACAGUCCGCAUGAUCGCAGAGAACAAGGCGCCCAACGUGCCCAAAGCAGCGAUUACUGAUAGGGGAUCCAUCAAGGCAAUAAGACCGUUGCUUCCAGUGCGGUAUAGGAGCAAAUUCAAUGAGUGGCAGGUGGCCACAGACGCAACAUUCACAAUCCCAACCCUCGACGACGACAAAGCCCUGGUCAAGAGCAUCAGGGACAACAUCUCAACGGAGACUCCGAUGGGGGUGUACGAGGUCCCACCACGCGAACAGACAGCCGAAGGGAAGACGCUGGAAGAACCAAUCUUCACCCCCUUCGACCCCAUCCUGGUCAAGCUCGACGAGAGGGCAAAACUCAGCGAAGGCCUGACCUGGAGGGCAUGGGACACAAUCACAAUGCUGCCGUACAACGUGCUGAACGGGAGGUUCAGCACGACCGACAUCAUUGCAGAUUCGCUGGCAGACAUCAUCAGGACCCGACUAUUGACCUCCAAGACCUCGCUGCAGGACGAGGCAACUCCCAUCAAUGUGGACAUGGGAAGGGAAGAUUCUGACAUGGAGGACAAGGACGACGUAGAGAGGGAAGAGGACAACAAGAUCUCCCCAGGGGGAGACAACAAUGAGCCUCCAUCUAAGUCGGAGAGCAGCGUUGGGGAGUACGGCCUGAGCUCCUCAGCAGCAAGCGAGGACAGCAGGGACUCCGACACCGACAACAGCAAGACCCAGGCAGUUGUGGACUGAAUCAACUUACCAUAGCAGAAUUACAACCCCACCCCACAAACUAACGAAAUCACAGCACCAAGAACCAA